CGUCGAGAGAAUGAGCACGGAUGGCGACCGGACCAACAUAAGCAUCGGGCGCGCGAGCAUCGAGUUUGCGAGAGCUCCGAGCAGCGCCCGUUGACGUCUCCGCAAAUUUGUUCAUCUGGUUGGCUCCGCUGCUCCGCUGUCUACGUGAAUCUCCGUUCUCGUGGGGUGAUUUUCGGUGCAAUCUACUGCGGAUUUCGUGCACGGAACUAGUGAAAUGUGUCAUCAUGCUGCAGCAUGCCCGCUGCCGUAACCGUCGUCGAGUGGUGGUGCACGUGUGACGAUAUUUUUUUUAUUAACAGAAUAAUAAAACGGAUUACCCUGCUUAAUCAAUCAAUUAAUAAUUAAACGACACAGUCGUUUACUAGUGCGUAGUGUUGAUCUAGUUUGGUGGACAUAAACAAUGAAUUCGUAGUCAACAGAAAAGUGAUAUAUGAAAAUCUGAAGGUUAAAACAUUAAAGCAUGGCAUCACAGUGACCAUUAUGAACUCAUAAAUCAAGACAAAAACUGCAAACGUUGUAAAGCAGACACGAAGAAAUUCAUCUUUAAACUAGUGAAAAAAGUCUAUUUGUCAGAUUAAAGUCCUUGGAGAACUCCCCCCAGGGGGCGACAAAAAAUCAACAUGGCAUCAGUGAGGGAGACGGGCGUAUUCUUCAGCCAGGGCAGCUCGGCCCAGUUCGAGUACGUGCUCGGUCUGUACCCGCAGGUGCUCAAGCUGAAAGCCCAAAGCAAAUGCAAACGACCGGACGAUCUGAUCCAGCUGGACGACUGGUACCAGAACAAGCUGCCCCAGCUGAUCAAGAAACGGGGCAAAGACCGCCACAUCGUGCACGAGGAGCUCGUGAAGACGAUGAAGUGGAAACAGACGCGCGGCAAGUUCUUCCCACAGCUAUCGUACCUGAUCAAGGUGAACACACCGCGGGCGGUGCAGACGGAAACGAGAAAAGCGUUCCGCAAACUACCCAACCUAGAACAGGCGAUCACCGCACUCUCGAAUCUGAAAGGCGUGGGGAUCACAAUGGCGUCCGCUCUGUUGGCUGCUGCGGCCCCCGAAACCGCACCCUUCAUGGCGGACGAGUGCCUGAUGGCCAUCCCGGAGAUCGAAGGCAUUGACUAUACGACACGCGAGUACAAGAACUUCGUGAAGCACAUCCGCACCACGACGGAUCGGUUGAACCGCGAAUGUCAUCCCGAUGAGCGACCGGAAGGGGCAGACGGAGACGAAACCAAAGGGGAAGCGUCCGCCACCGGCACUAACAGCAACAAUAGCAGUAAUAGCAGUAGUAGCAGUAGUAGUAGUAGUAGUAGUAGUGCUAUCACACCAGCAUCGGGGAACAAAUCGACUGCGAAUGACGGAAAUGGAGCAUCGCCUGCGGCUGCGGAUGGUAGCGAAGAUGGUGAGGAUAGUAACAGCUCGUCCAGUGACGGUUCCUCGGCGGAAGUAUCGCUCGCUAAAAACAAACCUAACCCCCCCGGUGCCACAGUGCCCCCGCAGGAAAAGAAAUGGUCACCGCAUCGGGUUGAGCUCGCGCUCUGGACGCACUACGUGGCGAAUGAACUGCAGCCGGAACUGCUCGAGCACAUUCCGGAAGUCGGCGAAAGCAUGCCCACGAGUACGGUCACCGAGAACGAGACCCUGACGAAGACGUCAGCGACAUGCAGUACAAACAGCGCCAACAACCACAAUGCCACAGACUCGACUAUCGAGGCAUCGGUGGGUGGCACCAAUGGGGGACCAACGCGAGAGGAACCGUCGGACGGGAGCAAUGGUGACAUCGGCCAUGGCAAGGGGCAGUCGUCCCUCGGUACAGACGAAUCUUCCAAGGACAACCAACUGCUAAACAACCUCGAUGAUGGUACCGGGGAGGAGGAGUAUAGCGGGGAGAACCCGAAGCAAGACACUGUCAGUAGCAGGCAGGAUGGCCCACCACAGGAGCAAGUUGUGUCUCGCCAAGCAAAUAACAAUAAUAGUACGGCGGAUGAUGAUGGAAGUGAUGGUUCGCCCAGCAAUUCAAAGCGACCGUUGGUGGAUGAUGGAGGAAAAGUAGAUGGAACAGCACCUCCAGUCAGCAAGAAAAGCAAAUUUGGUUAGAAACCACCAGUAAAGCCGGUACGGCUGUCUGGGAAUCCGUUAGACAACAAUGUCAGCAAGCCUGCCACAAUGGCAACACUCUCGAUACCUGUACAAUGGAGUUCCUUGGCUUGAAGAUGAGUUGCUCAUGAGCAGAGCAUAAGUUUGACUAGGAAUAAAGGAAUUGUAUGGAAAGUAGGGUGGUCACAACUUCAUACUGUGGAAUGGCAAAUAGAAAUCAAACGUUGUACAAUAUGUAGCCUACGAAUUAGCCAACUAUCACAGCAUCACACUGACCUGCCACACUGCUGUAGUACGUUAAACGCAUCAAAAUGCUGUCAGUAGAUCCGCUUUAAUCAUACAUUUAGUUAAAAUGACGGAUAGUUUCCUUUCGGAUAGUAAGUAGAUGUGUCUUUUCCUUUCACUCAUUUCAAGUUACUCGACAAUCGACACAUUCCUAUUAAACAAUAGCGCAGCGCAUGAAAUUAUCAUGAUAUCUUCGUUGCACGCGCGAUGAAGGUUGAUCAGCAGCUAGGUCGAAGACUAGCGCAGUAUGUUAUAUGAUGCGCGAUCAGAAAAACAUGUAGAUAAUUGCAUCUGUUUUGUGACCAAAAAAAAUACAAAAAGAAUGAUUUUUUAGAAUUAAUUUGGCACAAUAGGAAAUUGUUUAGGAAGGUAGCAAGACAGUAGGAAUAUAGUUGUAUUGAAUAAUAAUUAUCCAGUAAAAUCAUUUUAUUCAAUUGAGUACCGUCUGUCUGAAACAUAAGACAUACAAAAGCUGCAAUAGUUUCUAAACGUAGUUUAAUAAUGUGUAGUGGUUCUUUUCCUUAUAUCUAUGCAUAACGGUUGUCACUGCUGGUAACUUAACAUUUUUUCCUACUCAUUAUCUUUGUUAAAUAAAAGAAACAUAAUUUAUUUUAUUCAUUCAUGACUACUUACGAAUCGUUAAUUAAUUCUAGUCUCUUACUUGCUUGCAUGAAUAAAUUUAAUUAGCGCAAACGCUGUUUUUAAUCGAAGUAAAACCAGAUUUCACUUAUCCACAUUUAAGCGUCACACAUCUGGUUAGAGGAGCAAUUAAAAAUUACGUUACUAUAUAUUUUCUAGAAAUCACACAAAUGGCACAGUAAACGAGUUAGUAUGAAUAAUAACGCAAAGUAACAAGUUUGUAACUAGAAUUAUACAAAACUCAAUCCCACAUAUUUCGAAACAACCAUUGCUGACAGUAGUUAUGAGGAUGUUUUAGAGUAGCAGGAACAACAUACAUAGGCAUGGAAGUACAAGGAUACAAAAGAUACGGAAGCAUACAGAACAGACAUUCGAAGAUCACAAACAGCCUUUAAAUAGAACUAGGCCGACAGGAUAGUUCACGCAUUAUGCGUCACCAGUCAUAGAGACUUAAAAACUGUUAAUAGUUUAUUCCAAUCCUUUACACAGAUCCACUAACAACAGUGCCAGGAAUAGCUGCUCGUGAAAGACUCAAAUAAAAAUAAUAAAUCAAAACA
Molecule: messenger RNA, 3571 nt
Organism: Anopheles aquasalis
Lineage: Eukaryota; Metazoa; Arthropoda; Insecta; Diptera; Culicidae
Source: RefSeq, a predicted model, not a curated record